Messenger RNA from Bombus pyrosoma, 3453 nucleotides. RefSeq names its product eukaryotic translation initiation factor 5A (gene eEF5). Lineage: Eukaryota; Metazoa; Arthropoda; Insecta; Hymenoptera; Apidae. The record is from RefSeq and is a predicted model, not a curated record. The transcript is spliced from 4 exons. Gene Ontology annotation, biological process: positive regulation of translational elongation; positive regulation of translational termination. Gene Ontology annotation, molecular function: translation elongation factor activity; RNA binding; ribosome binding. The coding region runs from base 271 to 753 and encodes 160 amino acids.
AUCUCCAGUCUGUUCUCCUUUUUUCACGCUGAGUCUAGCUGGUCGGCUUGUGAUCACUUGAACAAGUUUGCAAAACGUGCUAUUGAAAAAUCCCAAGAAUAAAGAACGCCAGUAUCCGAGGCUAGUACGUAUCCGUCAUUUCUUGAACGUUUUCCGAGAAUCGGCAAUUUCGGCAACGAACCGCACGCAAUCCUUUUCGCGCCAUCUUCUUAAGGAAAACGGUCAAAAAACCGUAGUAAACUCGUCCUCGAAGAAUAACAGAAACUAAGGAUGGCAGACAUAGAGGAUACUCACUUUGAGACUGGAGACUCUGGUGCUUCUGUAACAUACCCGAUGCAGUGUUCAGCUCUGCGUAAAAACGGGUUUGUCAUGCUGAAAUCUCGGCCGUGCAAAAUUGUAGAAAUGUCAACUUCUAAAACAGGAAAACAUGGCCAUGCCAAAGUACAUCUUGUAGGCAUUGACAUUUUUACUUCAAAAAAAUAUGAGGACAUUUGUCCAUCUACGCACAAUAUGGAUGUGCCAUUUGUUAAGCGGGAAGAUUAUCAGCUAGCAGACAUAUCUGACGAUGGCUACUUAUGCCUGAUGGCUGAUAAUGGUGAACUCCGUGAAGAUUUAAAAAUUCCUGAUGGUGAACUGGGUACUCAGUUACGUGCUGAUCAUGAGGCUGGGAAAGAGCUUCUUUGCACUGUACUGAAGGCAUGUGGUGAAGAAGUCGUGAUCGCCAUUAAAACUAACACUGCCAUCGAUAAAUAAUUGUGUUCAGUCCAGACUCCACCAUUACAUUACAGAAAUAAACAAAACACACACAGUUAAUAUAUUAUUAAGAGAAACCUAAGAUACAAUACAAGAUGAUCAAUGGUUAACAUAAGAACUACUACCAACAACAAAUAGAGAGGAAAAGAGAGUGGGGGCAUUUGGGAAAAGAAUAAAACGAAGGGGAAAGAAAUAACGUGGGAAAGGAAAGAAGCAAACAUGUAAUUUAAAAACUGAAAGGAAGAGAAAAACAAUGUGCGUGAGCGUGUAAGUGUGAGGGAGGAGAGGAUUACAAAUAAUGAAAUAAUUGCAAAAACAAAAAAAAAUAAAAAAACAAAUAAAAAGAGAAUAAACCAAGAAACAGUAUCAGCUUAGACUUUGGGAAAAAUUAAUGUUUUGGUGGCUUAAACUGUUGAGAUUAAAAGGCAGUUUUGAUAUUGGGAAAUUUUGAAAGAGGACUAUUUUGCCUUGAUUUGUGAUUUCUAAAAUUUGCACAUGAUUAGAAUUUUAUCUGUAUUGGAAUUUCAAUUACAUUUCUCAGCGGUAACAUAUAAUUUUAUCCGAACUUACGAUUUUAUUGAAACUCCAAUAUUUCUAAAGUUCUAAUCAUCUAAAAAUCUUGUUUCCUUACAUUAACCCCUUUUCUCUGUAUGCUUUAAUUGAAGUUUCAAUUCCUUUACAAGUUUGAUUUUAAAAAUUUUCUGUUAUACUCAAACUGCAAUUCUAUAGGAAUAUAUAGAAUUCCAAUUACAUUAGCAUUUUAAUUCCUCUAUAAUACAUCCUAUAUUUGCUUGGAAUUGUCUUUUUCUCUCUCCUUCAUUCAAGUUCAUUACAUCUUUUUUAUUAAAAUUAUAUGUUUUAUAGCAUCCAGCUUAAUUUAAAAUUAAUAUCUUGUUUUAGUUUCGAACUUUUUUUAUAUAAAUAUGAUCCUGUCUAAUUUUUGUUAGUAUUCUAUGCUACUGAAGCAUUGUUAACAAAAAUUGGUGUUUUACUAGAAAUGCUUAAUAUCUGUUGUUUGUCUAAGAAGCUUACCUGACAGUAACUUAUUCUUGAAAGUUUUUAAUUUUAUACUUCUUGUUUGAUUAAAAUUUGUAUUCCAAAUUUCUUUAGAUUUUAAAAAAAUAUAUUUCUAGUUUCGAAUUUAUAAAAAUCGCUACAAUAUAUUUUUCAAACUCGUACAAAGGGCUGAAACUUAUAUUUCUUGCUUGAAAUUUAAACCAUAACUUUGCAUUUUUAAUUACAGAAAUAUAUUAAAAAUAGUAAAACUUAAUUUUUUGCAUAGAUCUGAUGGAUCUUUAUUAAUUUCCUGUAAAAGCUGUAGUUUUUAUUUAGAACUCGUAUUGUAGGAGGACCGUUUUUAUAUUUAACAAUUUUCAGAACUUUGAUAUUCUGAGAUUAGAAUCGAAACUUCAAACUCGGCGAAUAUUGAACUCUUAAACUCUAACACGAAAUUUUGGAAUUCAAUUUGAACUUCAGACUCCGUACAUGUAAUUUCAAAGACAACUUCAAACUUGAAUUCUGAAAUUUUAAGUUUAUCACUCAAUUUUGAUUUCUGACUUGAAGUUUGAGUUAAAAUGUAACUGCCUAAGUUACAUUAGAAGCUCGGUUUCAAAUCAGACCAUACCAUCUAUGAAAACAUAAAAAACUAUAAAAAAAAUAUAAAAGGUGAAUGAUAAGAAACAACUAAGCUACUGUAAUCUAAGCAGACUAAUUUAAGAUUAAGACUACCUAGAUAAAUGAAUUUAAUCGAUAAAAAGAAACUGAAGAAAAAGAAGAAAAAACGAAUCAAUCGGCCUCACGGUCGUAUUUCAACCACGAGAGACGGAAAUCAUUUUUUUCUGCUUCUCGAUAUUCGGUUUAAUUAAUUAUACACCACUGCUGGUCGUUCCAUUAAAUUUUAACAAUUUGUACUAAAAAUAAUUUUCAGGCACCAAGCAAAUUAAAAUCAAUCAUUUACUCUAUAAGCACGGAUGUGAAAUGAUAUUUCGAGAAUAUUGUUUUUGAAAAUAUUUUUAGUAUAAAGAAAUUUCAAUUAUACUUAAUUAAAAUUACCAAUUAUAUAGUUUGUCAAUAGUUACUAGUAUUUAUGUAGCAAUAAAUAGAAUCUAAACAAUUAAUAAAACUCAUUUCAAGUGGUAUAAUUAUUGAUAUGUCAAAUGGAAUUACUUCAGUUAUAAAAUAUAUUCUUGAAAUAUUAUUCUUUAAUUCUAUUGCACACGCAUUAAAUUAAUGUGCAAAGUAUUAAAUCAUAAUACAGUAAAACUUUACACACACAGACGGUAUAUAGAUAUUUUCAAAAAAUAACAUAACCAGCAUUGGCGUAUAUAGGUAAACAACGUAUACACACGAAUACACAUAUACAAGUACACACAGUGGUAAAGUAUAUGAAAAUAUACAAGUAUAUACGAAAGUACACUAUUAUGAAAUUCGAAACAAAAAACACAGACGUAAAGUAUAUAAGUAAAUGGAUACCAACGAGCAUUUGUUUAUACGGCGGAAAUCAAUGGAAGAUAAAUGGAUAAAUAAAUGAUAAAAAAGCCGUCGGUGCUAUUGUGUCAACCUUCGAUGAUAUUUUGUUGUUCUUAUAAUAGCACGUUACUGAAACUUCGAGUCUUGAUGAUUUUGCUAUUUUUUUAUUUUAUUAAUUGACAUGAUAUUACACACAAUUUAAGUUAAUUAAAACUAUCGAAAACAACUAAA